AUUCAACAGCGACCACGAUGAGCACAGCGAGGCUGAAGCGCAAGCUCGGUGACCUAGGAAUCGAUACCUCCAGCAGAAAGGCAAACGAGAACUUCUGCCUUAUCGGCACCCCGCUGCCCCCACUCGAAAAGUCAAAAGACACAGGCGAGUUCGUACCAUUAUGGAAGCAAGAGGUGAGAGAUGAGAAGGGUCGGAGAAGGUUGCAUGGUGCUUUUACCGGCGGUUUCUCUGCUGGGUACUUCAAUACAGUGGGUUCGAAGGAAGGAUGGACGCCGUCAACAUUCAUAUCCUCUCGAUCCGACAGGGCCACGAACAAGAACCGCCCUUCCCGCCCAGAGGACUUCAUGGACGAAGAAGAUAUCUCAGGAAUGCGUGAUGACCAAAAGCUGGUUGAUGAGCAUGAGCAGAUGGAUUUACUGGGAGGCACACAAGACGAGAUGAGCAAACGUGAUGUGGGUGCCAACGACAAAGACGCAAUCACCCUCGCACUUGAGCAGUCUCUCCUCCCAGCACCAAAGGACUCUGUAGGCGCUCGCAUUCUGAAGAAGAUGGGUUGGCGCAUCGGCCAGGGUAUCGGCCCACGGAUAACAUGGCGUCAGCGUGAAAUAUCAUUUGGCCGUAACCCGGACGUGACUUCCGAUGACAUGGAUGAAGAAGCGAAGAAACACAUGUACGCCCCUCGAGACACGCCACUAAUCAUCGUCGAGAGGAAGGAUAACUUUCAUGGUUUGGGAUAUGACCCUGGACUAGGGCUGCAUGCGAGUCUUGGCGUUGCGCCUGAGACUUCCAAACAGUCCAAUGGUCCACGCUUAGCUGGUGGUUUUGGCCUUGGCGCGCUGAAUGAUGCAGACGACGAUGACUUAGAUGUUUAUGAUCACUCCCAGAUUCACGGUAGGAAUAGUCAUGCAUACGAUGCGAAUGAUGUGCACGAUGAGGAGCAUGUUGUUAUGAGUUCGCGAUCGCAAGGUGCACGGAAUUUAGGAAAGGCAGCACAACCUCAAAGACCUUCUACUGGAAAAUUGAAGUUUCGUGAUGGGAGACAGCCUUUGAACGGGUUCAUCAUAUCUGAGAAACCCGUGGCGGAGGACUUUUGCUUCCCAAUACCGGAUGUGCCAAAAGAUUGGACGCCAAAUCCCAAACGUGUGUGGGAGGGGGAGAAAGCUAAUUCAAAAGAUAAAGAGAAUGCAUCUAUACCUCCUCCAUCUCAAACUCAGUCGCACGCCCAAUGGAAAAAAGGCAUCUCUGCGAACCAGCGGGGAGCAGCACUCGGUGAGACACCCCUCCCUUCUGCACCCAGGUCCGUCUUCGAGUACAUCUCCAAGAAAGACCAAGAACGCAUUAAGAACAUCGCUGCAAGUCGCUUUGCGCCCCAUUCCACAUCGGAUGAUUCCUCGCCAGGUCCCUCACUCCCUACGCCUCCCACGAUGACACAUACCGAGCCCCAUGUGGCCCAAGCUGCCCUUCACGGUUUCCAGCCCUUCACGAACGAUCCCUCUAAGCAGGCCAGGUACACCGCCUAUCUCCAUGCGCAUGCAAAUCCCGGCUCAGGCGCAACUCCACCCGCACAGAAACCCGGGCAGUCAGCCGAGGAGUUCGCAAAAGAAAUAAACGAUUAUGCAAAGUCAGCUGCGCUAUUCCGCCCCGUUUCUGGAGCCAUGGCUGGGCGGUUUACAAGUGCUGCUGUUCUGGAUCUCGGGCCGAAGAUCAUUGAGGGCCUACACACGCCUGCUGCACAGCCGGAAGAGGGGGCGGACAGUACAGAUGUGGCGGAGGAAACGCCGAAGGAGGAAGUCAAGGAAGAAGCUCCGAAGGUGCAUGCUGCUCGACUUGGCAUGUAUGGUGUUAUGACGCGCGAGGUGUGUACAUGGCAGCCUGCAAGGCUGCUGUGCAAGCGCUUUGGCGUCAAGGAACCAGACCUUGAUAUCCCUGUCGAUGCCUCUGGGCCGUCAGCACAGGCUACGGCGUCUGAGUUCACAGGCGCGGUGCCAGCAGACGGAGUCGCGGGUGCAAGCACGGAAGUGACGCAAGUAGAGGGUAGUGGUUCUGGGAGUAGCAAGCGCGAUAUUGCGAAUAUUGGCAUGGGGGAAGAUGAUGGGCAAGGGGAUGAUGUGCUCACUUAUGAACGUCCCGGGAUGGAUAUUUUUAAAGCAAUCUUCGCGAGUGAUGAUGAGGAGAGUGACGAGGAGAAGGAUCGCAUGGAUGAUGUCGAUGAGGUGGAUGAGCCCCCUGCCGUAUCUGCGCCAGCUGGACCAUCUAAACCAAGCCCGGAUGUCAAGCCACCACCAGCGGAUGGUAUCGUGGAAGAUGUUGAUCUGGCUACGUUCAAGCCUACCUUCAUACCCAGAGGAUCCAAACCGAAAGACGUGGAGAAGAAGGAAAAGAAAAACAAGAAACAGAAGGGUUCCAAGGCGGGCGUGCUUGUUUCAUUUGAUGUUGACGAGGAUGGCGGGAACCCGUCGCUCGCGGCUGCGCAUCAAAAACAUCGAGAUCGAGAUAGCGAGAAGCCGAGGAAGAAGAGACGGAAGGAUCGAAAGGGGGAUGAAGGUGAGGAUAUGUGGGUUGAAAAGCCUCCGCCAGAUAUCGUGAAGGCACUGCCUCUAAAUCUGUCCCCUGACGAGGGCAGCGGACCUCCUCGUGCUCGUAAGAGGGCAGUUGAUUUCAUGUAACGCUAUUAUGCUGCUACUAGGCUAUCUGCGCUAUAUAUACAGUUUCAAAAGUUAAGACUAAUUUUGGUGGGUACUAACUGCGUUUCUUGCAACACUACUUGAAAUUUCGGGCUCACAAACAUGGUCUCACGAAGAAGCCAAAGCAUUCUUGCGAGCUGAAUGUGUUGCCCUCGCUCCUUCCUUGGUCAUAUCGCAUUUCAUAAUGAUAUCGGGUUUUGCGUAUUUAUGCAAUGGUCUUUAUCUUUACCCUGUCUUCUAUGCUAAUAGUAUUAGUGUUCGUCCAGUUGUCGACGAUAAAAUAAUGCUAUCAACCUGAGACGUACAAACACUC
Messenger RNA from Suillus bovinus, 2997 nucleotides. RefSeq lists its product as uncharacterized. Lineage: Eukaryota; Fungi; Basidiomycota; Agaricomycetes; Boletales; Suillaceae. Gene Ontology annotation, molecular function: RNA binding. The transcript has 11 exons. Gene Ontology annotation, cellular component: nucleus. The record is from RefSeq and is a predicted model, not a curated record. Gene Ontology annotation, biological process: mRNA processing. Bases 18 to 2666 code for a protein of 882 amino acids.